AUGGACCACUUCGUCACCCUACUUCCUCCAGCCGAAAGCGAAGCGAACAGGGUCGAGUAUCAACCCACCAACAUCGAAGCCGAGGCCAACAAGCAGCGCAGGAAAGUUCAGAACCGAAAGAACCAAAGGGCACAUCGACUGCGAAACAAAAAGCAAGACCCAGUUUCUGUUCAGACGUCGCGCCCGUUCCAAAUUGAGCGCUGGCGCCUGGAUGAAGUUGAAGAAAGCCCAUCCCAUUCCACAGAGCCCACUGCUCAAGAUGUGACGAUCAACGCAUCGAUAUCCAUUCCUGAUCGCUCUGUAGUCCUCCGGACGCCGCCUCCAUACACCCCGGGUCAAGCUCCCACUACGCUAACACCCCCGUCCAUGGUCUUUCCCCUCUCUACGGACCACCUCCUUCACCUAGUACAAUACAACGUCUUCCGAGCCUUUGUCUCAAACAAGCGUACUCUAAACGCGCUUCUUACAGGGUGGACAUACGAGAUGCCUCCUUCCCCAACCACUUGUCCCAUCAGCCUUCCCUACAUCGACGACACAAACAUCUAUCCCUUGAAUCCCAAUAUACCUCCUUCACUCUUCCCGACUCGCAUCCAGCAAGAGCGUUUGCACUCUUUCUGGAUCAACCUCUUUCCUUUUCCUUCAGUGCGCGACAACCUCAUCAGGCAUGAGGGCCUCUUCGAUCACUGGGAGCUACUGCAGGAUCUCAUUGGCGAGCUCAUGGGUGCUACGCCAAUGCAAGAGCGACGAGGUACGCCUCUUGCUAUCACUGUGUCUGACCCUAAGGUUGUGUCGACACCGCCGACCGCAGUAGUGGGACGUGAUGAGGAUGAGGUUACUGCAGGUCGCAAGGGACUCAUUGUUUGGGGUGAGCCGUACGACAUGAAGAGCUGGGAGGCUACCCCUGGCUUUCUGGCUAAGUGGUCGUGGGCUGUACAGGGAUGCGACGACCUGCUUGUUUCUAGUAACCGCUGGAGGUUGAUGAGGGGAGAGGAACCUUUGCGCAUUCCUCUAAUGGAAAAUUAG
Messenger RNA from Alternaria triticimaculans, 1023 nucleotides. RefSeq lists its product as uncharacterized. The record is from RefSeq and is a predicted model, not a curated record. Lineage: Eukaryota; Fungi; Ascomycota; Dothideomycetes; Pleosporales; Pleosporaceae. The coding region runs from base 1 to 1023 and encodes 340 amino acids. The transcript has 2 exons.